GGAUGUGCAUGAGGAUAUGUUAUGUGCACUUUUGUUGCCAACCAACACCCCAGCUGCAGAACUAUUCAAGUCUUUGAAUGAUUACUUAUCAGGAAAACUGAAUUGGUCAUUUUGUGUCGGUAUAUGCACAGACGGAGCAGCUGCCAUGACUGGACGGCUUUCUGGUUUCACUACUUGGGUCAAGGAGGUCACUUCUGAAUGUGAGUCUACACACUGUGUCACGCAUAGAGAAAUGCUGGCUAGCCAAAAAAUGUCACCUGAACUAAGCAACCUUUUGCAGGAUGUGAUUAAAAUUAUCAACCACAUUAAAGUACAUGCCCUUAAUUCAUGUCUGUUUGCAUGGCUCUGUGAGGAGAAGGACUCAGAGCACAUGCAUCUUCUCUUACACACAGAAGUGAGAUGGUUUUCUGAAGGUAGAUCGCUGGCCAGAGUUUUUGAGUUACAAGAGCCACUCCAGAAAUUUCUUUUAGAAAAACAGUCACCACUGGGAGCACAUUUCAGUGGCACAGAAUGGGUGGCAAAACUUGCUUACUUGUGUGAUAUAUUCAACCUUCUCAAUGAACUCAAUCUGUCAUUUCAGAGGAGAACGACAACUGUGUUCAAGUCAGCAGGUAAAGUGGCUGCAUUCAAAGCCAAAGUGGAAUUAUGGGGGCAACAAGUGAACACUGGGAUUUUUGACAUGUUUCAAACAUUAGCAGAGAUUUUGAAAGAGACUGAGCCAGGCCCUUCUUUCUCCCAGCUGGUGCACGGUCACCUAUCUCAGCUUUCAAAAGAGUUUCAGCAUCACGUCCCAACCACAAAAGACCCCCAAACUGGGAAGGAGUGGAUCUGUGACUGAUUAGUGAAUAAGGCAGGUGAAUCAACUUUGUCUAUGCUAGAAGAGGAUCAGCUGCCUGAGAUCGAAAAUGGCUGUGGCCUUAAAAGUAUGUUUGAGACAACUUCAAAUCUCCAUACAUUCUGGAUUAAGGUCAAGGCAGAAUAUACUGAGAUUGCCACAAAAGCACUGAAAAGCCUGCUUCCAUUUCCAACAUCCUAUCUUUGUGAAGCAGGGUUUUCUGCAGCGACAGCAACCAAAACAAGAUUAUGGAGUAGACUGGACAUAAGCAACACAC
This is a messenger RNA of Lemur catta (Ring-tailed lemur), 1112 nucleotides long. Its product is annotated as SCAN domain-containing protein 3-like. The transcript has a single exon. Bases 17 to 838 code for a protein of 273 amino acids. NCBI's taxonomy places the organism in Eukaryota, Metazoa, Chordata, Mammalia, Primates, Lemuridae. The record is from RefSeq and is a predicted model, not a curated record.